AUGGUGGACAAGACAGAAGGACACAAACGCUCGAAGAGCGCUCUUGCACUCUCCAUCCUUCAUCGAGACAAGUCAAAAAGCGAUGAUAACAAGGAGGACGGCGCGAUGUCCCCUAACAAUAAUGGUUCUCCCGCUUCUUCGUCCUCUUCCUCGCCUCGAGAAUCCCGCCACUCGCAUUCAGCGUCUAUGAUCAGUCUGCGGUCUUCGAAGCGCAAGGCGGCGCAAGACAACGGCGGUAAUAGUAGUACAAACGUCGGCAGCUGCCCUGAAAUACCAGAGGGAAGUAUUCAGGAAGAGAUGGCGGAACCUCGCCCGCAGCAGUCUACUGUUGAAGGCAACCCCGCAACCGAUAAUAAUAUCAGUUUGGAUCAGAGCGUGCGGACAUUCAGGCUGUUUGAGGUCUUACGGAGUGGAGAUACGAAUGCUAUUACUAAAGCGAUUAAGGAAUACCAGGAAUCAAGUGGCCAGGAGGGCGCUGCCCUCGGCACGAGCAUUCUACAUUUGGCCAUCCAGUGUGCCGACCCUCAAGUUGUUGAAUUUGUGCUGGCAUCCGUGGAUGACGCAGGAAUCAACGCUCGUGACCGUGAAGGGAACACCCCUCUGCACCUGGCUGCGCAGCUAGGCAGGCUACCCGUGGUUCGAGAGUUGUUGGAACGCCCUGCCAUAAACGACGCUGCUACCAAUUUCCAGGGACAGACGCCACUCGACCUUGCUCGUAACCCCGACAUCUUCCAGCAUCUUCAGCUCGCUCGGUCUCUAUUCGUUGACACCAAGACUAGGGAGAUACAGUCUUUAGUCGGCCAGGGAGAUUAUGAAAAACUAGAACGUGUUCUUGUUGAGCCCCGAGUUCAAGGGAUGGUCGAUAUGAAUGCUCCUGAGCUUGUCACCGACCGCACCACCUACCUGUCUGGCGGCACGCUACUCCAUGAAGCCGUACGAAAGAAGGACACAAAAUUGAUACAAGUUCUUCUCAUGCAUGGUGCUGACCCUUUCCGGAGAGAUAGAAAGGGGAAGCUUCCCCAAGACAUCACCAAAGAUGACCGGAUACGCUCAUUCGUGAAGAAGUCACCCGCAGCAGUCAUGGCCCAGCGUGGAAUACAAGAAAAGGCCAUCCUAGGGAACAACUUCGCCCAGGGAUCCGGUGAGGUUUUCAUCGGGGGAAAGGAUGCGAGAGAAAUCAAGGGAUACUUAAAGAAGUGGACAAAUUAUACGAGUGGCUAUAAAUUACGGUGGUUUGUCUUGGAAGACGGUGUUCUAAGCUACUAUAAACACCAAGAUGACGCUGGUUCUGCCUGCCGUGGUGCUAUCAACAUGCGUAUUGCAAAACUAAAUAUGGACGCACAAGAUAAGACUCGCUUUGAAAUCCUGGGGAAAUCCUCAGUCAAAUAUCACCUCAAGGCAAACCAUGUCGUCGAAGCGAAACGCUGGUUCUGGGCACUGAAUAAUGCGAUUCAGUGGGCGAAGGAUGAAGCAAAAGAAAGUGACAAACGGCGAACAAAGGAUGCUGAGGUUCUUCGACAGGCUAGGAUUGAGCAGAUCGAGAGGCAAGACCAGGACACCUUGAGCACGGUUGGUAGUAAACUGAAUGAUAAGAACCUCGCACCUCCUACAGCAUCCUUAGGUAGCGCCACCACUCCCAGCGGAUCGAAGCUGAGCCUUCAGAUUUCCCGAGGAGGAACAGAUAAUGGUUUCGGAGACGAUGAGGGCUCAGUCACCGGGUUCAAUGACCCUAGCGCUUCACAAUCCAACAUGGCCAGAGUGAUUAGCCAUGUGACCACCAACACCGCUGAAGGUGAUGGCGACGAUGACUAUGCUGAUUACACAAGCAGUCGUGAAAUACGACCAUCUUCAGACAAAGAUGCUUUUAGCAUCACGGCACAGUCCGUUCGCCUCCAGCUAGAUAUCCUACGCGGUGUUUCGUCGGCUAUAAAUUCUGAGAAGGCAAAAAAUUCAUCAGCGGCAUUAUCAGAUCCUACCAUUGCCCAAGGUUUAACGACUUAUGAAAGAGCAAUCGACACUCUGAACUCACUCAUUGUCGAUUUACUUAAAAUCACCAGAGACAGGGACGCUUACUGGCAAUACCGUUUGGAUCGAGAGGCGGACGCCAGAAAGAUGUGGGAAGACAGCAUGGCUCGAAUAGCCCGGGAACACGAGGACCUACAGAACAGAAUGGGUGAAAGCGAGGAGAAAAGACGCCGAACAAAGAAAGCCCUAAGGGAGGCAUUAGAAAAUGCUUCAAUGCCACAAAGCCGAAGGCUAAGCCAAGCUAUUCCGCCGCCACAGGCGCUGGUAUCGGAUGCUGUGGAACUGUCCCAGGAAAUCAAAGAAGAGAAGCGGCCCGAGCAGACCGAGGAGCCUUCUCCUGGGUUGUUGCGAAAGAAGACAGUGCUAGAGGAAAUGAAUCUGUCUGAUAGCGAUUCAGACGACGACGAUGAGUUCUUCGAUGCUGUAGAUGCUGGUGGGGUCGAAGUCGUCGUUCCACCAAAGGAAGAACAAAUAGAGCCUAGUGAAUCUAGUGCUCGGGUAAAGAAGGAGACAGAAAUUGCACCUUCGUUCAAAGGAUAUGAGGAUGAAAUCAGGAAGCGGCUUAAGAUGGAGGCGGACGACCGUCCGAAGAUUUCUCUAUGGGGUAUUUUGAAAUCUAUGAUCGGAAAGGACAUGACUAAAAUGACUCUUCCCGUAUCAUUCAAUGAGCCGACCUCUCUUCUCCAGCGUGUUGCUGAGGACAUGGAAUACACAGACCUUAUUGACGCUGCCGCCGACCGUCCAGAUUCCAUGGAGAGAAUGGUUUAUGUGGCUGCAUUUGCUGCCAGCGAAUAUGCCUCAACUAUUGGGCGUGUUGCAAAACCAUUUAAUCCUCUCCUGGGUGAAACUUAUGAGUAUGCCCGUCCUGACAAGGGUUACCGUUUCUUCGUCGAGCAGGUCAGCCAUCAUCCACCUAUCGGUGCAGCCUACGCUGAGUCACCUAGAUGGGAUUAUUAUGGUGAAUCUGCUGUGAAAUCCAAGUUUUACGGUAAAUCAUUUGAUAUUAACCCCUUGGGAACAUGGUUUUUGCGACUACGGCCCGCCAGCGGAGGUGAAGAGCUAUAUACCUGGAAGAAAGUCACCUCCUCCGUUAUUGGUAUCAUUACCGGAAACCCUACAGUUGAUAAUUAUGGGCCUAUGGUUAUAAAGAACUGGACUACAGGGGAAGAGUGCAACCUUGAUUUCAAACCCAGAGGUUGGACCGCUGCCUCCGCCUAUCAGGUAUCCGGAAAAGUCUUGGACAAGGAUGGUGUGCCACAUUGGAGCGUUGGAGGCAGAUGGAAUGACAAGAUCUACGCACGAAAGCUCAGUGGCGGUACCUCCCUUUCGGCUUCCGAAAUCACCCCAGACGGGAACUCCCCUCAUGCCAUGCUGAUAUGGCAGAGUAACCCUAGGCCAACUGGCAUUCCCUUUAACCUGACUCCUUUUGUCGUCACCCUGAAUGCCAUCCCCGAUAACCUCAGACCACACCUCCCUCCCACUGACACUAGGUUACGACCUGACCAGCGUGCCAUGGAAGACGGCGAGUACGACUUUGCUGCCACUGAAAAACACCGUGUAGAGGAAAAGCAGCGAGCGAAAAGGAGAGACCGAGAAGCGAAUGGCGAAGAGUAUCAACCCAAAUGGUUUUCGAAAGGCGUUUGCGAGACCACUGGUGAAGAGUACUGGGUAUAUAACGGCAGCUAUUGGAAGUCCAGAGCUGCGGGAGACUGGAACGUUUGCGAAGAUAUCUUUUAA
Molecule: messenger RNA, 3762 nt
Organism: Nannizzia gypsea CBS 118893
Lineage: Eukaryota; Fungi; Ascomycota; Eurotiomycetes; Onygenales; Arthrodermataceae
Exons: 5
Coding region: 1-3762 (1253 amino acids)
Biological process (GO): endocytosis; maintenance of cell polarity; piecemeal microautophagy of the nucleus
Cellular component (GO): membrane; cytosol; intracellular membrane-bounded organelle
Molecular function (GO): protein binding; sterol binding
Source: RefSeq, a predicted model, not a curated record